Entelurus aequoreus (snake pipefish) is the source of this 6034-nucleotide messenger RNA. It is a transcript of the gene kdm4c, whose product is annotated as lysine (K)-specific demethylase 4C. Gene Ontology annotation, molecular function: histone H3K36 demethylase activity; histone H3K9 demethylase activity. Gene Ontology annotation, cellular component: nucleus. Lineage: Eukaryota; Metazoa; Chordata; Actinopteri; Syngnathiformes; Syngnathidae. The record is from RefSeq and is a predicted model, not a curated record. Gene Ontology annotation, biological process: chromatin remodeling. The transcript has 24 exons. The coding region runs from base 156 to 4616 and encodes 1486 amino acids.
AAAGAAAGAGGGGGACGCCGUGACCGCGCAGCGCGAGCACGAGCACGAGCAGCAGUUGUCAUGUGAUCAGCUGCUGGGCCGCACUAGGAAGGAAAUAACAACAACUGCACGGCUCGCUGCUUCCAAGUCACGUUUCCAUCUGAUGAGGCGACAGGAUGGCGGAAGCAGAGGCGUACACCCCUGCCAACCCCACCUGCAAGAUCAUGACCUUCAGGCCCACCAUGGAGGAGUUCAAGGACUUCAACAAGUACUUGGUGUACAUGGAGUCUCAGGGCGCACACCGGGCAGGUCUGGCUAAGGUGAUUCCUCCCAAAGGCUGGAAGCCUCGUCGUACUUACGACGACAUCGACGAGCUGAUGAUCGACGCCCCCAUCCAGCAGAUGAUGGCCGGCCAGUCGGGGCUCUUCACUCAGUACAACAUCCAGAAGAAGCCACUCAGCGUGCAGGAGUUCAGGAGGCUGGCUAACAGUGACAUGUACUGUACACCUCGCUACCUAAACUAUGAAGAUCUGGAGCGUAAAUACUGGAAGAACCUCACCUUUGUGUCGCCUAUCUAUGGAGCUGAUGUCGGCGGCAGCCUCUACGACGAGGACGUGGAGGAAUGGAACAUUGGCCACCUCAACUCCAUCUUGGACCUCAUCGAAGAGGACUGUGGGGUGUCCAUCCAGGGGGUCAACACGCCGUAUCUGUACUUUGGCAUGUGGAAAACAACUUUCUCCUGGCACACAGAGGAUAUGGACCUCUACAGCAUCAACUACCUUCAUUUUGGCGAGCCCAAGUCCUGGUAUGCCAUCCCCCCAGAGCAUGGGAAAAGACUGGAACGUCUGGCUACUGGUUUCUUCCCGAAUAGCUUCAAGGGAUGCGAGGCUUUCCUCCGUCACAAGAUGACUCUCAUCUCUCCCUCCGUGCUGAAGAAGUACGGCAUUCCCUUUGAUAAGAUGACGCAGGAGGCGGGGGAGUUCAUGGUCACCUUCCCCUACGGCUACCAUGCCGGCUUCAACCACGGCUUCAACUGUGCCGAGUCCACAAACUUUGCAACUCUACGCUGGAUAGACUACGGCAAAAAUGCCACGCAGUGUACUUGCAGUAAGGACAUGGUGAAAAUAUCCAUGGAGCCAUUUGUCAAGCGUUUUCAGCCUGACCGCUAUGGCAGCUGGAUGCUGGGCAAAGAUCCCACGGCCAUUGACCACACGCUCGCCACUCCCAGCACCACACCUGAGCUGCAGAGCUGGCUGCAGAGGCGCUGCAGGACAAAAUCCUCCAAUAAAAGCACCUGCCACUCCCGCAUGCGCUCCAAGCGUCUGAGAACCACAGAGGAGCCCGUGGCCCUGGAUGACGGCAGCAAGAGGAAGGGCCUGUGUGGUCCCCCCGGGCCCAAACUGCGACGGCCUGUGGAAGAAACAGCCUGCGGGUCCGAGGAGGAGCACAAAGGCGGAGGAAGGGAGACAAAAGGCUCUUUUCAGCUUCCUGGUCGCUGCAGGCAGAUGUGUGUGGUCAAGGUCAACCGAGUACAGAGCAACACUUUGGGCUUCUCUAACACCGAUCCCAAAAUCUCUCAGCCUGGUCCUGCCUCCACAGCAAAGCAGGACUUGAAGGCCGAGACUAACACUGAUAAUGACCCUCAACACCUCUCCAGCUCGGAACCUCGGACUCCUGGAGGACUCAGAGAUUGGUGUGAGCCAACUCCAAUGCACAUAGGAGUCAACAAGUCGACGUGUUGCUCUCCUGAACCGCAAGACCUCUUAACUCCUCAGGACUUCUCAACUCGGGACACUGGACUCAUGUCCUCAAGUACCUCCACCGAGAUAGGAACGGGGUCUGACGCAUCAAACCCUUUGAGUAGCCCAGAACCAAACACUAACAUUAACAUAGGAUCGGAGAAGUCCUACUCGCUCGACCAAAAACAUAUCCACCUGGAACCUAAACCGGCGGAGCGAGACCGCCGCGCAUCACGUGUCCCUCCCCCGUCUUUAGGAACAGGCGAGGAGAACGUUUGCCCUCCAAUGCUACAAAGGAAUGCCGGGGAAAUGCCCCACCUCACCCCGGAACCGGCAGAUAUGUUUGGCAUCAGCCACCUCCCGCCAGUCUUGAUCCAAGAGAUGCCCUCCCUCACACCAGCCGAGGACAGGCCACCAGACGUCCCGAAGUCCAGCCUGCGCACCCACCGCUUUGCACCUGUGCUGCAGCGGGAGACCCCCGCUCCGUCCUCCCAGGAAGCCCAGCUGGGAAAGAGCGACGCCAGGGUUUGUGAAGACAGAUCAGGUCGUAACCUGUCUUGCAAAACUGAUGCGGAAAAGCACAGCUUUGGAGAGAGUAGCACCUCUUACCAGCUAGCUGGGAGCGUUGACCCCCAAAUGGAGCCGCAUUGCGUCUUAGCGGAGGUAGCAAGGAGCGAGCAGGAGCCAACACCAACACAAAGUGCAUUCAGUCAAAGCAGUGUUGGCUCUGGUCUGACAGAUCUGGCAAGUAACAACAAUUACUCCCAAUUACAAGCCCACUGUACUUCCCCCGGCCCACACACAGACCUCAAAGAUGACCCCAGCAGCAUUUGGAGUAACUUCCACUCUCAGAAUCCUGCGGUUCUUAUCCAAAGCCUCCAUCCAAGCCAACCCUCCGUCUUCACCCACGACGCCAUACCUUACACUUUGUGGGCCGAAUCCCAGUGCAAAGAGGUCACACACCUCGAAGACCCGGGCAAAGACCUCCACGAGAGGCAAAAGGGAGACAGCGGACCGCUCACCUGGGCCCAGCUCGAGCCCACCUCGCUCGCCUCGGUCGGUGCUGCUGAGGAUGUGGACUUCGGCGAAGGUUCCCCGAGCGGUGAAGCGAGACGACGGGUGCUGAUGGGCGACUUUGAUGGCGUUGUUUCGCCUCGGCUCAUGGACGGAGGACUACAGGACGGGGCGUCUGACAUGGAGGAAGGCGGGUCGGAUGUAGAGGACGAGAACCGGAGUAACGCCGACGGGGAAGGCAGCAGCGACUCAUCUGAUGAAAGUGAUUCCAGUCGCUUCGAUUGUGAUGAAUCAAGCUUGGAACCUGGAGAGGUUUGUGCUUACCCUGCCCUGACCACUAAGAGCUGGCGGCACCCACUCAGGAAACCCACCGCAAGGGCUGUACCCACCGCGGUGAAACAUCAGGCUGUCAGCGAUGAUGAACCCCCUGAAGCCAGCCUCGCAGAGGAGGACGAGGAGGAGGCGGAGGAGGAGGAGGAGCCAGAGAUGGAGGCGUGGGCCAGGCCGCUGAUCUACCUGUGGCAGAACAGGAAGAGUUGUUUCACAGCCGAGAGGGAAUACAACGCUCACGCCGCCAGCCUGCAGCCACAUUGUGCCGUCUGCACGCUCUUCAUGCCCUACUGUCAGGGGGAAGACAAAGCGGAGGACACGUCUCCCAUGGAAGGCACCGCGAGUGGUUACCGGGGGCCCAGGAAGAGCAGGCCCCUGAUCCCGGAGAUCUGCUUCUCCUUCCGUGAACAGAACUGCCCCCCGACUCCCACCAACCCUCUGCUGCAGGAAGAUGGCACCUCUCCUCUGCUGUGCUGCAGGGGAUGCUGCCUUCAAGUGCAUGCAAGUUGCUAUGGUGUUGCUGCAGACCACAGCGGUGACCAGUGGUCAUGUGAUCGAUGUGCGGAGGGAGUCUCCACAGCAGAAUGCUGUCUGUGUAACCUCAGAGGCGGGGCGCUGAAGAAAACCCAAAACGACAAGUGGGCCCACAUCAUGUGUGCGGUGGCGCUGCCCGAGGCCAGGUUCGGCAACGAAGCCAAGCGGGGUCCCAUCGACACCAGUAUGAUCCCCACGCAGCGCUACAAACUGAAGUGCAUCUACUGUCGCAAGCGCUGGGCGGGCAAGCGGCAGGCGGGGGCGUGCAUCCAGUGCUCCUGUGGCCGCUGCCCCACCUCCUUCCAUGUCACCUGUGGCCACGCUGCUGGGGUCCUCAUGGAGCCUGAUGAUUGGCCCUAUGUGGUGUCCAUCACCUGCCAUAGACACCUGUCCCACAGCCCCUCACCUCAGGAGCAGCGGGCGUGUCAGGCAGCCAUCUCUCUGGGCCAGACGGUCAUCUCCAAGCACAAGAACCUGCGCUACUACAGCUCCAAGGUCUCCCAGGUCACCUCCCAGAUCUUCUACGAGGUCAUGUUUGAUGACGGAUCCUUCUCCAAUGACACUUACCCUGAGGACAUAGUGAGCAGAGAUUGUGUCAACACGGGUCCUCCUGAAGUCGGGGAAGCGGUUCAAGUCAAGUGGCCCGACGGACUCUUCUACGGCGCCAAGUACCUGGGCUCCAACGUGUCCUACAUGUACCAGGUGGAGUUUGAGGACGGCUCUCAGGUGUUGGCCAAGAGGGACGACGUGUACACGCUGGAUGAAGACCUGCCCAAAAAGGUGAAGCGCAGACUUAAGGACGAGCCACGCCCAGAAAAGAGGUGCAAUAAGCAGACUUGCGUCGUGUCCCAGUCCACAGCCUCCAGCAUGCGCUUCCAGGACGCCUUCUUCACCACGCAGGGCGAGAGGAAGCGCCAUCGCACGCCCAACUCCCGCUUCCAGAAGGACUUUGUGGCCCUGCCAGACCUGCGCAGCCAGGCCAGGUGUGAGCACAAGGAAUGCUCCCUCAAAGGGAAGUAGUGUGUGUGUGUGUGUGUGUGUGUGUGUGUGUGUGUGUGGGAAUAUCUAUUUUCUGGACUAGACGUAUUUCCCUGAGACGAGCUGAGGCUCCAGUCGGAUAUUUUAAUGCCAUUUUGAGGAGGAGCUUCCUGAUUGGACAAAGGAAAGUUCACCCGAGGUCGUUGCCUCCUCGCGCUGUCACGUCCGUCAGGGAGAAAACACUUUUUUUCUUUUUCCCACCAGACAAGUCUUUUUUUUUUUUUUUUUUUUGUCCCGGUCGUCGCCAUGGUUACCUAGGCGGAGCAUGAGCGCUCCUUUACUUCUGGUCCUUCCUCACCCGUUCACCUGCAUGUUUGACACCGUCGCUUAGCUGCUUCUCCCCGCUCGGCGCCGCUGCUUAUUCAUCAUGAGUCAGGUUCCCCCAGCGAGGCGGACAGGAAGCGGCGGCGCCGAGCGCACGAUUACCACGUGGAACGCUACUUUGUUGGAUGAAAUUAUUUAAGAUUUUUAUUUAUUUUUGUGCUUGCUAUAGAUGAACUAUUGCUAACUGCUGUAUGAAAAUAAAAUGUUUUUUUAAUUGCCAACGUCGCUUUCUUUUUUCUAAACAAUCUGCAUUAAAAGUGUAAUGUCAUUAAAUGAUCUUUUCAUCAGUGCAGGUGGAAAAACAAAAAACUAAUGACAUUUUCCACUAAUUGGAACAAAGAAAAAAUUACAUUUUCCAUUAAUUGGAAAAAACAAAAAAUUACAUUGUCGACUAAUUGUAAAAAAAAAAAAAAAAAAUUCAUUUAAUUUUCAACUCAUUGUAAAAAAAAAACCACCAAAUAAAAUGUUCAAUUUAUUGUAAAAAACAAGGACAUUUUUGAGUAAUUGUAAAAAGAAAUUACAUUUUCGACUAAUUGUAAAAACAAAAGCAAAUUAAAUUUUUGACUAAUUUAAAAAAAUACAAAAACACAUUUAAUUUUCGACUAAUUGUAAAAAAAAAAAAUAUUCCGACUAAUUGUAAAAAAAUAAAUAAAUAUUUUCAACUAAUUGUAAUAAAGCAAUGACAUUUUUAACUAUCCAUCCAUCCAUCCAUCCAUUUUCUACCGCUUAUUCCCUUCGGGGUCGCGUGGGGCGCUGGAGCCCAUCUCAGCUACAAUCGGGCGGAAGGCGGGGUACACCCUGGACAAGUCGCCACCUCAUCGCAGCAUUUUUAACUAAUUGUAAAAAAUUUUUACAUUUUUGACUAAUUGUAAAAACAAAAGCAAAUUACAUUUUCGACUAAACGUGAAAAGAUUAUUAAAUUUUUGACUAAUUAUAAAAAACAAAAAUUUCAACUAAUUGUAAAAAAAAAUACAAAAACACAUUUAUAUUUUCAACUAAUUGUAAAAAAUAAACACAUUUUUUUACACUUUUGACUAAUUGUAAAAAAAAUACAUUUUUGACUAAUAAAAAAAAAA